CCUCCGUUUCCCUCCUCUCCAACCCCUCUCUCCCUCUCUCUGAGAAACUCUUCUCUUUCUCUCUCUAAAUUCUCCCCUCUAUUCUCUUUCUAAACAUCCCAUGAAGCUUUGCUAGAAGAAGCAGAAGAAGAAUAUGGGGAAGUACAUGAAGAAAGCUAAAAUCACAGGCGACGUGACAGUCAUGGAGGUGUCAUCUUCUCUGGGCGUUCGAACCAGAGCCAAAACCCUAGCUUUGCAGAGGCUCCAGAAAACGACUCACCAGGAAGGGCCGAAGCCAGACACCUCUUAUCUCGAGCUCCGAAGCCGUAGGCUAGAGAAGCCUCCACUGCUCAGCGAACCCAACAAGAAGCAAAACCCUAACCCUAAGGCGAGCUCAAGGGUGGAGCUGGGUUCAGUGAACUCAAACUCUGUUGGGUCUGUGCCACCCGGUGAGAAAAUUAAUGCCGUGGAAACUGAGGAUGUGGGUGUUGAGGCUUCGUAUGGCGAGAAUGUUUUGGAGUUUGAGGGCAGAGACAGAAGCACAAGGGAAAGUACACCCUGCAGUUUGAUUAGGGACCCAGACACCAUUGCAACCCCUGGUUCUACAACAAGGCCGACAAGCUCAAGUGUAACCACCCGAAGAGUUCGGAGUAAUGUGCUGGGGGACAUCCCAACAGCUGCUGAGUUAGAGGAGUUUUUUACUCAUGCAGAGGAACAUGCCCAGAAAGAGUUCAUGGACAAGUAGUACAACUUUGACAUAGUGAAUGAUACACCUCUCCCUGGACGCUUUGAAUGGGUUCAAGUAAGCCCAUGAAUGGGGAAUGCCAUUGCAUUGGAGGGGUCUCUGGAUCUGGAUAAGGGGUUCAGAAGAGUGGAUGCGGUUCAGUUCAUUUCUCAUCGCCCUUUUCUAAAUCCAUGUAAAAAGACUUAGAGCUGUGAAAGAUGUGUAAUCCAAAAUCCUCUGUAAGACUAACACAUCAGAGCUGCUGAACUACACUAACCAAAAUCCUUUGUUCAUGAAGAGAAAAAAAAAAAAAAAUGGAAAAGGAAAAAACAAGAAAAUCAUUCGAGAGGGAUAAUGGGGAGAAUUGGUAGUCAUAGUUUCUUGAUGGCUUUCAUCAUUGUAAUUUCUUUUCUUCUUUCAAUGGGUAUAUUUAAAUUUUCACAAUUUCUCUUCUUGUUAUCCAUUAUGCCUAUAUUGUUUGGGAUGGUCCUCAGCAAUAAAGGUCGCCUAUUUUCUUUAA
Messenger RNA from Vitis riparia (riverbank grape), 1223 nucleotides. Its product is annotated as cyclin-dependent kinase inhibitor 3-like. The transcript has 3 exons. Gene Ontology annotation, cellular component: nucleus. Gene Ontology annotation, biological process: negative regulation of cyclin-dependent protein serine/threonine kinase activity. The record is from RefSeq and is a predicted model, not a curated record. Gene Ontology annotation, molecular function: cyclin-dependent protein serine/threonine kinase inhibitor activity. The coding region runs from base 134 to 724 and encodes 196 amino acids. NCBI's taxonomy places the organism in Eukaryota, Viridiplantae, Streptophyta, Magnoliopsida, Vitales, Vitaceae.